This is a messenger RNA of Fusarium musae, 1650 nucleotides long. RefSeq lists its product as uncharacterized. Bases 1 to 1650 code for a protein of 549 amino acids. Gene Ontology annotation, molecular function: peroxidase activity; oxidoreductase activity, acting on single donors with incorporation of molecular oxygen, incorporation of two atoms of oxygen; heme binding. Lineage: Eukaryota; Fungi; Ascomycota; Sordariomycetes; Hypocreales; Nectriaceae. The record is from RefSeq and is a predicted model, not a curated record. Gene Ontology annotation, biological process: response to oxidative stress. The transcript is spliced from 3 exons.
AUGGGUUGUGCUGGUAUGAGAUUCGGUAGAAAUGUUCCAAGAAAUCAUACCACGCCGCCCACUCAGCAGGAACUUAUUACUCCAAACCCCAGAGUUAUUUCGUUAAAGACUCUUGCUAGACCUGGAGGCCAAUUCAAACCCGCUGAAAUCGUAAAUCUCCUCGCCGCAGCAUGGAUCCAGUUCCAAGUUCACGAUUGGGCACAGCACUCCCUUGUCACCAACGGCGACAAAGACGUUGAGCUUUCUCUAGACAAAGCCGGCAGAUGGUCAGAGCGCAUCAUGAAGAUCCCCCGAACAAAGAAAGACGACCCUCUUUCACAACAAGAUAUCGAAACGCCGGCUUAUACUAACGAGUGCACCCAUUGGUGGGACGCUUCUCAGAUCUACGGAUCCACUGAAGCCGAGACCAAAGCUCUCCGAGCGCAGUGUGAUAAGUCAUAUCCCGGUCAACUUCAUGUUACGCGUGAAGAUGGAGUGCAGUUCCUCCCUCGAUCGGAUGAUGGUAUUCCCAAGACUGGGUUCAGACAGAACUGGUGGUUGGGACUCGAACUUCUUCAUACUUUGUUUGCGCUUGAGCAUAACGCUAUCGCUACACAGCUUCAUCUUUCAAAUCCCAGCUGGUCGAGUGAUCAGAUCUUUGAUACCGCGCGACUUAUCAAUUGUGCUCUUAUGGCCAAGAUUCAUACUGUUGAGUGGACACCUGGUAUUCUGCAGCACCCGGCGCUACAGAUUGGGAUGAAUGCGAACUGGUGGGGGCUUUUGGGCGACAAGCUUUGGCAUGUCUUUGGGCGUGUCUUUGACAACAAAUCAGAAGUCAUUUCUGGUAUUCCCGGAUCAGGCGUUGAUCACGACAUCGUGCCAUACUGUCUCACAGAAGAAUUCGUCUCAGUCUACCGUCUCCAUCCUCUCAUCCCCGACAAUGUGGCAUUCUUCAGUAUCAAGGAUGGUCAACACAAGGGAACACUUCCUAUCAAAGAGGUUGCCUUUAAAUCAGCCCGCAAGCCUUUCGAUGAGGACAAAUCAGGCUUGGGCCUCUCAUUCGCUGAUGUCUUUUACUCUUUCGGCGUCAAUUACCCAGGUGCCAUCCGAGCCCACAACAUGCCCAAUUUCCUACGCGACUUGAAUAUCCCAGGCGACAAAGACUUUCCUCACGGUCGACACUUGGACUUGGGAACCAUUGACAUCCUUCGCGAUCGUGAGCGCGGCGUUCCUCGCUACAACGCUUUCAGACGCCUAUUUCACAUGGCGCCCACAAAGAGCUUCAUUGACCUCACAGGUGGUGAUUCCAAGUUGGCUGGUGAGUUGGAAGAAGUCUACAAUGGCGAUCUCGAAGCCGUGGAUCUUCUGGUCGGUACGCUCAGCGAGCCUCUGCCCAAGGGCUUUGGCUUCAGCGACACUGCCUUCCGCGUGUUCAUCCUCAUGGCCACUCGUCGCAUCAAGUCUGAUCGGUUCCUGGCUGGUGAUGGUUGGUGUCCUGAGGUGUAUACUCGCGAGGGCAUUAAUUGGGUGCAGAAUAACACGAUGAAGGAUGUUUUGUGUCGACACUUUCCUGAACUUGCUGCAACGUUGCAUAAUGCUUUCGCUCCUUGGACCAAGAUUGGUCAGACUGAGGCCUACGCGGGUCCAGAGACUAGCAAGGCAAAGAACUGA